GCGGGUUAUGGUGUGUUGUCGUAGUAGGUUGGAGCUGGGAGGUGCUGCGGGUGAGGGGCGCUGUGACUCCCGUCCUGCACACAGGAGCUCAUGUCUCACCGGAGCCGCCGUCUGGGGGCCAAACGAUAACUGCACCGAUCGCUAUGAGGUACCAUCUAGGAAGCUGAACGGAGCACAGUCAUGGCUCAAUUUGCAGCUGCGCCAUUUGGGGGGAAUUUGGACAUCUGGGCAAUUACUGUGGAGGAAAGAGCAAAACAUGACCAACAGUUCCAUGGACUUAAGCCAACGUCGGGUUAUAUUACAGGAGACCAGGCCAGAAACUUCUUCCUCCAGUCUGGGCUACAUCCUCCCGUACUUGCACAGAUUUGGGCAUUGGCUGACAUGAACAAUGACGGUAGAAUGGACCAGCUGGAGUUCUCUAUAGCCAUGAAACUGAUCAAACUGAAGCUGCAAGGUUACCCCAUGCCCUCUGCUCUACCCGCGGCCAUGUUGAAGCCACCAGUUGCCAUGCCAGCUCCUCCAGGCUUCGGUAUAGGUGGAAUUACUGGUAUGCCACCCCUUGCUGCUGUAGCCCCUGUGCCAAUGCCUGCUAUUCCAGUAGUAGGGAUGUCUCCUCCCUUAGUGUCCUCUGUUCCUGCCGCAGCAGUGCCACCUCUGGCUAAUGGAGCGCCAGCUGUAAUCCAGCCUCUUCCUGCUUUUGCUCAUUCGGCCACAUUGCCAAAGAGUUCGUCAUUCGGCCGCUCUGGUGCCGGUGCCCAAAUCAAUGCUAAGACCCUGCAGAAAGCCCAGUCCUUUGAUGUGCCCGUGACCCCUCCGCAAAUAGACUGGGCCGUACCACAAGGCUCAAGGCUAAAGUAUAGGCAGCUGUUCAACAGCCAUGAUAAAACUAUGAGCGGCCAUCUAACAGGUCCACAGGCAAGAACUAUACUUAUGCAAUCUAGUUUACCACAAGCCCAGCUAGCUACUAUAUGGAGUCUUUCUGAUAUUGACCAAGAUGGGAAGUUAACAGCAGAAGAGUUUAUCUUGGCUAUGCACUUAAUAGACCUCGCCAUGUCCGGACAGCCGCUGCCUCCUGUUCUGCCUCCAGAUUACAUCCCUCCAUCUUUUAGAAGAGUUCGUUCCGGUAGCGGCAUAUCUCUGAUAAGCUCGGUGUCUGUGGAUCAACGUCUACCUGAAGAACCAGCAGAGGAGGAGCCGCAGGCAGCUGACAAGAAGUUACCAGUGACGUUUGAAGAUAAGAAGAGGGAAAACUUUGAGCGUGGGAACCUUGAGUUAGAGAAGAGGCGGCAGGCUCUACUGGAGCAGCAGCGCAAAGAGCAGGAGAGAUUGGCUCAGCUGGAAAGGGCCGAGCAGGAGAGGAAAGAGCGGGAGCGCCAGGAACAGGAGCGGAAGCGGCAACAAGAGCUGGAGAAACAGUUAGAAAAGCAGCGAGAGCUGGAGAGGCAACGAGAAGAGGAGAGGAGGAAAGAAAUAGAGAGGAGAGAGGCUGCAAAGCGAGAGCUAGAACGUCAGCGACAACUAGAGUGGGAACGGAACCGGCGGCAGGAGCUUUUGAAUCAAAGGAACAGGGAACAAGAGGAUAUCGUUGUCUUGAAAGCAAAAAAGAAGACUCUUGAGUUUGAGCUAGAAGCUUUAAAUGACAAAAAGCAUCAGCUGGAAGGAAAACUUCAAGACAUCAGAUAUCGUCUCACUACACAGCGUCAAGAGAUAGAAAGUACAAACAAGUCCCGUGAGCUGAGGAUCGCAGAAAUUACUCAUCUCCAGCAGCAGCUUCAGGAGUCUCAGCAGCUGCUUGGAAAAUUGAUUCCUGAGAAGCAGUUACUCAAUGACCAGCUAAAGCAGGUUCAACAGAACAGUUUGCACAGAGAUUCCCUCCUUACACUAAAGAGAGCUUUGGAAGCCAAGGAACUUGGUCGCCAACAACUCCGAGACCAGCUGUAUGAAGUGGAGAAAGAAACCCGGGCGAAACUUCAGGAGAUUGAUGUCUUUAAUAACCAGCUUAAGGAGCUGCGGGAAAUGCACAGCAAACAGCAGCUAGAAAAGCAGAAAGACAUUGAAGCUGAGAAAAUGAGGCAGAAGGAGCAGGAGCGGAAGUUGUUUGAGCUGGAGAAGCAGAAGGAGGAGGCUCACAGGCUGAUACCUGAGAGCGAUAGUGACAGUACAGAACUAGUCUGUCCAGAUAGAGAACCAGACCAGCCACGUCAAGCAGCCAAGUGUGAGCCCAGGGUAGAGAGACGCUUUAGCUUAACCUCCUUGAGAAACAUGUUCUUCUUAUUUAGAUACUUGUGUUAUCAGCAAAGGCGGGCGCAAGAGCAGGAAAAGCAAUGGCAGGACCGGGUGCAGCAGGAAGAGGAGCCACCGAGGCACAAAAUCCUGCAAGAUGAGGAGAAGCUGAAGAGGGGGGAAACUUUAAAGAGGACGGAGGAGGAGAGACGAAUGGAGAUUCAGGAAAAAUCCAGCAAAUUUUUCCAGCAGCCGCCUGAACUAAUGAAGCCUGGAGGACAGGUCCCCUGGACAGGUACAGAGAAAGCGCCACUAACAAUCUCUCAGGGGGACGUGAAGGUUGUGUAUUACCGAGCACUCUAUCCUUUUGAUGCAAGAAGUCAUGAUGAAAUCACUAUCCAGCCCGGGGAUAUUAUCAUGGUUGAUGAGAGCCAGACUGGAGAACCAGGAUGGCUGGGGGGUGAAAUAAAAGGGAAAACGGGCUGGUUUCCUGCCAACUAUGCCGAGAGACUGCCAGAAAGUGAGUUUCCAAGUACAACAAAACAAGUAGCAGACACUACAGCCAAAACCACUGUUCACUUGACACCGUCCACAGCCACAUCAGCAGCUUUUACCGAUACCUCUACAACCUCCAACAACUGGGCCGACUUCAGCUCAACGUGGCCAACUAAUAAUAAUGAGAAGGCAGAGACAGAUAACUGGGAAACGUGGGCAACCCAGCCUUCACUAACAGUGCCAAGUGCUGGCCAGAUCCGCCAACGCUCUGCUUUUACUCCAGCUACUGUGACAGGCUCUUCUCCCUCCCCAGUACUGGGUCAGGGUGAAAAGGUAGAAGGACUCCAAGCACAGGCGUUAUAUCCCUGGAGGGCCAAGAAGGAUAACCAUCUAAACUUCAACAAGAACGACACCAUCACGGUUCUCGAGCAACAGGACAUGUGGUGGUUUGGUGAAGUUCAGGGACACAAGGGCUGGUUUCCCAAGUCUUAUGUAAAGCUCAUUUCAGGUCCCCUUAGGAAGUCGACAAGCAUUGAUUCUACAACCUCUUCAGAAAGCCCGGCCAGUUUAAAGAGAGUCUCCUCACCAGCAUUCAAGCCUUCCAUCCAAGGAGAAGAAUACAUUGCAAUGUACACGUAUGAGAGCAAUGAACAGGGGGACCUGACCUUCCAGCAAGGUGACAUGAUUGUAGUCAUCAAGAAAGAUGGCGACUGGUGGACGGGCACUGUUGGUGAUAAAACUGGCGUCUUCCCUUCUAACUAUGUCAGACUUAAAGAUUCUGAGGGAAUGGUGACUACAGGGAAAACAGGAAGCCUCGGAAAGAAGCCAGAAAUCGCCCAGGUUAUUGCCCCCUAUACGGCCACAGGCCCAGAACAGCUGACACUGGCACCUGGCCAGCUCAUUCUCAUCAGGAAAAAGAACCCCGGAGGCUGGUGGGAAGGUGAACUGCAGGCCCGUGGGAAGAAGAGGCAGAUUGGGUGGUUCCCUGCCAACUAUGUUAAACUUCUGAGCCCUGGUACAAAUAAGACUACACCGACAGAGCCACCUAAACCAGCAGUGGUGCCACCCACAUGCCAGGUUAUCGGGAUGUACGAUUACAUCGCGCAGAACGACGACGAGCUGGCUUUCGCCAAAGGUCAAGUCAUCAAUGUGCUGAGCAAAGAGGAUCCGGACUGGUGGAAAGGGGAACUGAACGGCCAAGUGGGGCUCUUCCCUUCCAACUAUGUCAAGCUGACCACCGACAUGGACCCCAGCCAACAAUGGUGUGCAGAUUUACAUCUCCUAGAUAUGCUGAGUCCAGUAGAAAGGAAGAGACAGGGCUAUAUCCAUGAGCUCAUAGUGACUGAAGAGAACUACGUGAAUGAUCUCCAGCUGGUCACAGAGACAUUCCAGAAACCAUUACUGGAGUCCGAGCUACUAACGGAGAAAGAAGUGGCGAUGAUUUUCGUCAACUGGAAGGAGUUAAUUAUGUGCAAUAUUAAGCUACUGAAGGCGUUACGUGUUCGUAAGAAGAUGUCUGGUGAGAAGAUGCCGGUGAAGAUGAUUGGUGACAUCUUGACGGCCCAGUUACCGCACAUGCAGCCCUACAUCCGCUUCUGUAGCUGCCAACUUAACGGUGCUGCCCUCAUUCAGCAGAAAACUGAUGAAGUGCCUGAGUUCAAGGAGUUUGUCAAAAGAUUAGCGAUGGAUCCUCGAUGUAAAGGAAUGCCUCUGUCCAGCUUCAUUCUCAAACCUAUGCAAAGAGUCACAAGAUAUCCCCUUAUCAUCAAAAAUAUUAUAGAAAAUACCCCCGAAAAUCACCCGGAUCACAGCCACUUAAAGCACGCUCUGGAGAAAGCCGAGGAGCUGUGUUCUCAGGUCAACGAGGGCGUCCGCGAGAAGGAAAACUCCGACCGUCUGGAGUGGAUUCAGGCACACGUGCAGUGCGAGGGUUUGUCUGAGCAACUAGUGUUCAACUCGGUAACCAACUGCUUGGGACCCCGCAAGUUCUUGCACAGCGGGAAACUCUACAAGGCGAAGAGUAACAAGGAGUUAUAUGGGUUUCUUUUCAAUGACUUCCUGCUGCUGACCCAAGUCAUAAAACCGCUGGGAUCCUCCGGGACCGACAAAGUCUUCAGCCCCAAGUCCAACCUCCAGUACAAGAUGUACAAGACGCCAAUAUUCCUAAAUGAAGUCCUGGUGAAGCUGCCCACAGACCCCUCAGGGGAUGAACCAAUCUUCCACAUCUCUCACAUUGAUCGCGUUUACACCCUCCGCGCAGAGAGUAUAAAUGAGAGGACGGCGUGGGUGCAGAAAAUUAAAGCAGCGUCAGAGUUGUACAUAGAAACCGAGAAGAAGAAGAGGGAGAAGGCAUAUUUAGUGCGUUCUCAAAGGGCAACAGGAAUCGGUCGACUGAUGGUGAAUAUUGUGGAAGGCAUCGAACUGAAACCCUGCAGAUCUCACGGGAAGAGUAAUCCGUACUGCGAGAUCACGAUGGGCUCCCAGUGUCACAUCACGAAGACCAUACAGGACACCCUGAACCCCAAGUGGAACUCGAACUGUCAGUUCUUCAUCAAGGACCUGGAGCAGGACGUCCUCUGCAUCACUGUGUUUGAGAGGGAUCAGUUUUCUCCAGACGAUUUUCUGGGGAGAACAGAAAUCCGGGUGGCGGACAUAAAGAAAGACCAAGGCUCCAAGGGCCCCGUCACCAAAUGUCUGCUCCUACACGAGGUCCCCACGGGGGAGAUAGUAGUGCGGCUGGAUUUACAGCUAUUCGAUGAAACCUAGGGGGCGUGUCCUCCUCCGCCUCCCCAGCCAGCCUUUCACGAUGGUACAUCGUCGCCAAAAUCCCGGAAUCUUAACAUCACCGAUUUUUAAUUGGAAACGACCAUUUUCUAAGAAAAUGUCUGUGUUUUAUAUGUGGGGGACUUCGUUUUAGAUUUUAGGAUGUCGUUUCUUUCCUUUUUCUGAACACCGACGACCUUUGCUGUGAUGAACACUCCGCUCGAAAGGAACGCUGUACAUUCCCUGGAGAAAAAAGUAGAGCCCGGAUGGGGCGUCUGCUGGUGCCGAACUACAAACCCCAGCGAGGCCCACCAGCAGCUACGGAGACAGGCUGGGAUUGGUAGUGUCACUACUGCUAUAGUUUGGAGCACCUAUGACAGUGUUUUUUUUGCUAACCAGUGUGCCUCCAGCUGUAUGUUGCCCCGCCCACGAGGAGCAGCAUUAGAAAACUAGACAGAAGAGAACCUAGCCAAACAUGUUCUUACAUGUUAUAGUUUGGACCCUCAAUGCUGGUUUUGGGGAUCCCGACUGCAUAAAGCAGUGAUCUCCAAACUCUGGACCUCUAGCUGUUGCAAAACUACAACUUCCAGCAUGCCCGGACAGCCUUCGGCUGUCCGGGCAUGCUGGAAGUUGUAGUUUUGCAACAGCUGGAAGCACACUGGUUGGGAAAUACUGAUCUAUGACCAAAAUGCACCAAGGCCCGGAACUGAUGCAUCAGAUUUUUUGCUAUUUUUCUAUUUUAUUUUUAGAUUUUAGUAGAUUAACCGUUCACAUUUCGUUCACAUUUCCAUGGAUGAUAGCGCCACCUAUCACUAGAUUGAUUACUUUGUUCAUUGCACAUUAGCCAGUGGCAGGACACAGCUAAUAUAUAUAUAUAUGUAUACAUA
Molecule: messenger RNA, 6368 nt
Organism: Hyla sarda
Lineage: Eukaryota; Metazoa; Chordata; Amphibia; Anura; Hylidae
Gene: ITSN1
Product: intersectin 1
Exons: 40
Coding region: 181-5484 (1767 amino acids)
Biological process (GO): positive regulation of Rho protein signal transduction; intracellular signal transduction
Molecular function (GO): guanyl-nucleotide exchange factor activity; calcium ion binding; protein binding
Source: RefSeq, a predicted model, not a curated record